Messenger RNA from Arthroderma uncinatum, 1443 nucleotides. Its product is annotated as fluoride export protein. Gene Ontology annotation, molecular function: fluoride transmembrane transporter activity. The record is from RefSeq and is a predicted model, not a curated record. The transcript has a single exon. NCBI's taxonomy places the organism in Eukaryota, Fungi, Ascomycota, Eurotiomycetes, Onygenales, Arthrodermataceae. Gene Ontology annotation, biological process: fluoride transmembrane transport. The coding region runs from base 1 to 1443 and encodes 480 amino acids. Gene Ontology annotation, cellular component: membrane.
AUGAAGCAGAGAAGCCGCACAGAGAGCCCGCCAGAUCCCGCAGUCCAGCGAGAUGGAGAUGCACAGGGCGAUUUCGAGACGAUAGACACAAGAGGGAACCUCCAGCGUAUCCCUACGGCAGUGGAUGACGGUGCGGAUGGUUUCGUCGGCGCUACAUCCCCAAUUACCUUACGAAGAACUGCAUCGUCUCGUCGCGAACCGUCGGCGAUUCUCGAGAGCGCAGAGUCAUGCGUUGCUACUCCCCCAGAACACCUCCCGUCCGAACUGAAGCUAUCUCACCAUGCGACGAGGCUGUAUACCAUCUCCUACCUGAUCUUCUUUUCGAUUCUCGGUACCUUGGCUCGUAUUGGACUGCAGGUCUUAACGGAGUAUCCCGGCGCGCCAAUCACCACCGGUGUGACCUGGGCGAAUGUCGGAGGUUGUCUGCUCAUAGGCUUCUUCGCGGAAGAUAGGAACAUUUUUCACGAAGAAUGGGGGAACGGCCGUGGCAGAAGGGAGAAAAAUAAUGGAAAUGGCGAUCAGCUACGUCAAGGCGCAGGUUACGAUGGCAAUGGCAAUGGCAAUGGCGACGAGGAUGAGGAUGAGGAUGUAGAUGGAUGGUUGGCGAGACACAAGGCAGUUAAAAAGACGAUACCGUUAUACAUUGGUCUAACGACUGGAUUCUGUGGCUCGUUCACCUCCUUUUCAUCGUUCAUCCUCGAUGCAUUUCGUGCAUUGUCAAAUACCCUACCGAAUCCCAAUACGGGGUCUAUUGCGCCUCGCAAUGGUGGAUACAGCUUCAUGGCAGUUUUGGCAGUGAUACUAUACACGCUGUUACUCUGUCUAUCCUCGAUAGUGGUUGGAGCUCAUCUCGCCGAUGGGCUUUCUUCAUUCACGCCAACGGUUCCAUUCAAGUUUAUCCGCAAGGUUCUCGAUCGUCUCGUCGUUGUUUUAGCAUUCGGCUGCUGGAUCGGAGCUAUAUUCCUUGCCAUCUGGCCGCCAGACCGGCAUAAUCCUUUACGAGAGCAACAUUGGCGCGGUUCAGCAGUAUUCCCCAUUAUAUUCGCUCCUCUAGGAUGUCUGUUUCGAUUUUACGCUUCUAUAUAUUUUAAUCCGCUUAUCCCAUCGUUCCCGCUUGGGACGUUUCUUGUCAAUAUGAUCGGGACUCUGAUCCUAGGCAUGUGCUUUGAUCUACAACAUGCGGGCAAUCUUUUUGCUAGGAUCGACAAGGAUGGUUUACCUAAUUUUCAUCAUCUGCUUGGGUGCCAGAUUCUAAAGGGUGUUAUUGAUGGAUUCUGUGGGUGUACGACUACAGUGAGCACCUGGAUUGCUGAGCUACAUAGUCUGGAUUUGAAGCAUGCCUAUCGGUAUGGGCUGUUGAGCAUCGGUCUAGGACUUGCUUUCUUGGUGGUUGUCGUUGGCACGAUGCAUUGGACAAUUGGGCUGGCGCAACCGACUUGUUAG